This is a messenger RNA of Meyerozyma guilliermondii ATCC 6260, 1944 nucleotides long. RefSeq names its product Rim13p (gene RIM13). The transcript has a single exon. Lineage: Eukaryota; Fungi; Ascomycota; Pichiomycetes; Serinales; Debaryomycetaceae. Gene Ontology annotation, biological process: proteolysis. The coding region runs from base 1 to 1944 and encodes 647 amino acids. Gene Ontology annotation, molecular function: calcium-dependent cysteine-type endopeptidase activity. The record is from RefSeq and is a predicted model, not a curated record.
AUGUCGUUUAAAAACCGACUAUCCUCAGCUAUAGACUUGCUAGAGAAGUGUAUAUGGAACACAUCGAUUUCCAACGAAAAAGAUGCCAAGAAUUCAGGAACAGAAUGCAUCAAGGUGUUAAACUCAACAAGGAUCGAGUCGUUAACUUCAGAACAAAAAUGGCAAUUGGCAGCUGUGUCAAAUUUUAUCCUCGAGAAAUUCCAAAACAAGCAAUUCAAACUUACUGCCACCGAAAAAAUGUUGUGGAUAUGCUCCAAACUUGUGUAUUCACCUACGAAAAUGGAGUAUUAUUUUCCAAUCAUAACGUUUAAUGACAAGUUGACGUCUAGCCAAUUCUCUCCAAUAAUACAGGAAGACAACCUUCGUUUACCAGCCAACACACAGGCGACUUUCAAUAACCUAGUUUUUGAAGACUGGUCUACCAAUGGCAUCCAUGACCUAUGCCAGGAUCUCGUGGAUAAUUGCUCGUUUGUUUCGGCUAUGUUGUCAUUGGCGAAGGUUGACGCAUCUUAUUUCCUCACCUUGGUACACCCCAAUUACAACAACGAAUUUUAUACCACCAGCCUCUACUUUAAUGGCACCAUUCGAAGAGUAAAUGUCAAAAACUCAUUCCCUCAAGUUUCAGAUCGAGCUAGAAAUUUGACGGUGAAAUCAAUUUCCAACGCAAACCUUCACUGGCCAGCAAUAAUAGAAAAAGCAUACCUCAGAGUUCUCGGAGGUGACUAUGAUACAAGCGGCUCAAACUUGGCACUCGAUGUGUUCAUGCUCAACAAGAAUUGGAUACCUGAAGUGUUACCUAUAAAAUACGACACCACACAACUAACAAAGCUUGCUCCGCUAUUCCAGUUAAAAAAGGUAUUGCUUGGUUUGGGAACUGGAAAGAUGAGUGAAGCGCUUUCUAAAAAGUUGGGCCUCAUUUCACAGCACGACUACGUUAUCGAAGACAUUAAGGAUAAAAUAUCCUUACGCAAUACAUGGGCAUCAGAGACGAGUCUGCGAGAAUUUCUCAUUACUAUGGAAGACUUGACAUUUUUUUCCUACUUGUACAUAAACUGGGAUAUUUCAAGAAUGUUCAGGUACAUGUCAAACACCAUUCGAGUAUUCCGAACGCCUCAGAUAAAGCAGAUUCAUCACUUACCUCAGUAUUCUCUUUGCAACCCCAACAGCGUCUCAGAAGAAAUGUGGAUUCUAUUGGAGUGCCAUAUUCCAAGUCCAGAAUUUAAUGUGACCAGUGAGAUCUACGAGACGGAUGUUGGAGAGCAGGUAAUGAUGCCAAAUCAGUACAACUGUGCUUUCAAAAACACAUCUAAUAGCCGGGUCACUUUACUCAAGUUUAACAUGUUACCAAAAGCCAACUAUACAAUGGUGCUACAUUUCAGUCAAACUGUUAAUGUUUCAAUGCACUUGUACAAUAAUAUCAGUUCUCAGUUUAAUUUCAAGAAGGCACAACCAAAAUGUCCAUUAAGGUUUCUGGAAUCGUCUCUGUGGAGCACCCAUCAAAUUGAGGAUGGAGUAGAGGGUGCCAGAGGUGGAGGAAAUUGGUCAAUGCCAACCUACAUUUAUAAUCCACAAUUUGACCUUGUGGUAGAAACAGACACCCAAGUGGACCUAGCAUUAUAUUCCGAACACGGCAUCUAUGUCAACAUUGAUGUCUUCCAUUCAGAUAGUUUCGACACAGGCUCAUCAAUAAGACUAUUUGACCCAUCAAAACUUAUUUUUCAGGACAAGUAUAGUCAUGAGUGUCAAGUCCAAACUCUACUUUUGCUGCUGGGCACGUACAAAGUAGUGAUCUCAAAUUACCAAAACACCGCUGGAAACUAUUUCUUCCAUGUCUUUGCAAAUUCAAAUAUCUCAGUGAAGCAAAUCAUUCCUCUGUUAGGUAUAUUUCUUCGCAGACUGGUUCUACAGUGGAACCAGUCGAACAGAAUCAAAGUUUAUUUUUGA